AUGUCGCUCAUUGUGGCUGGGUCCACAGGCGCCAUCGGCCGAUGUGUUGUGCGUGAGGCGCUGAAGCGGGAUGAGUUUGCACGCGUUCUUGCACUAACGCGGUCAUCAUCGCUCUCCGACCCCGCUGCUCUCUUUGGGCUCACCGUAGUCUCGGAGGCCUCGGAGGCAAGCGCCCCAGACACGAUAACGAAGGAGCAGCUAACACGGCUGAUGCCUGUUAGUGUUGACUGGGAGGAAUUUUUGCGAUUCUGGCAGCGUCGAAAGGCGCGACAAGCGGGCGCCACGGCAAACAUUUCAGCAAAUGUGGACAGCGGUGAGGACCCCGAGGCGGUGCAUUAUAACGAGCUCUUUAGCGGACAUAAGUACGCUGCGAUGUGCCUUGGCACCACACGUCGCGAUGCGGGGAGUGCUGCGGCAUUUGCGCGGUGUGAUUACGACUACGUUGUUGCCUUCGCUGAGGCGUUGCGUGAAUUUAGCGGUCAAACUCUCGUCACCUACGCGCAGGUCAGCGCACAGUUUGCCAAUAAAAAUUCUUGGUUACUCUACAGUAAAGUCAAGGGUCGCGCUGAUGCCGCCGUGGAGGCGCUGCGGUUUCCGCGCCUGAGCUUGUACCGCCCCGGCCUGCUCGACCGCGGCGCGAAGACACGCUUCAACGAGAAGAUUUUGAAUUGGUUUUUGCGGGGCAUUCCCGUUGAGAUCUGUGGUCGGGCCAUUGUAAAUGACUUUGUGCACAGCAGCGACGCAGCGUCGUUGCAGUCACGCCAAUGCGCUGGCAAACGAAGCAGCGCAACGGCGUUGGGUGAGAGCAAAGACGAGUCAGAGGUUUAUAUCUUUGCAAACGACAACAUCAAAAAAGAGGCCGCGUAUCUCAAAUGA
This is a messenger RNA of Trypanosoma rangeli, 876 nucleotides long. RefSeq lists its product as uncharacterized. Gene Ontology annotation, biological process: import into nucleus. Bases 1 to 876 code for a protein of 291 amino acids. Gene Ontology annotation, cellular component: cytoplasm. The transcript has a single exon. NCBI's taxonomy places the organism in Eukaryota, Euglenozoa, Kinetoplastea, Trypanosomatida, Trypanosomatidae. The record is from RefSeq and is a predicted model, not a curated record.